AGAGAGGGCGGGGACCAGGCGGCGGCCGCAGCCGCAGGAAUAUGCUGGAAGCCAGCGGGCUGGCACCCGGGAGGUGCUGAAGGGACAGUUCCCGCUGCUGAGCCGGCCCCGCGGUGGGAGGGCGGGUGGGGCAGCCCUGGAGCCCGCAGGGCACGUGAGCGAUGGAGACCAUCUGGAUCUACCAGUUCCGACUCAUCGUGAUAGGGGACUCCACCGUGGGCAAGUCGUGCCUCCUGCACCGCUUCACUCAGGGCCGCUUCCCCGGGCUGCGCUCCCCCGCCUGCGACCCCACUGUCGGCGUGGACUUCUUCUCCCGCCUGUUGGAAAUCGAGCCGGGCAAGAGGAUCAAGCUGCAGCUCUGGGACACGGCGGGACAGGAGCGGUUCAGAUCAAUAACUCGAUCUUAUUACCGCAACUCGGUUGGUGGAUUUUUAGUAUUUGACAUUACUAACCGACGAUCUUUUGAACAUGUGAAAGAUUGGCUAGAAGAAGCAAAAAUGCACGUACAGCCAUUUCGAAUUGUCUUUCUGCUAGUGGGACAUAAAUGUGACUUAGCUUCACAACGUCAAGUUACAAGGGAAGAAGCCGAAAGACUGUCAGCAGACUGUGGUAUGAAGUAUAUAGAAACCUCAGCAAAAGAUGCUACAAAUGUUGAGGAAUCCUUCACUAUCUUGACAAGAGACAUAUAUGAGCUUAUUAAACGGGGAGAAAUUUGUAUUCAGGAUGGCUGGGAAGGGGUUUAAAAGUGGUUUCGUUCCAAAUACUGUGCAUUCUUCUGAGGAAGCAGUAAAGCCCAGGAAAGAGUGCUUCUGCUGACUUCAAACAUGCCAAAGAACUAAGAACAGAUUGGGUGUCAUUCAGGAUAAAUACCAACAUUAACAGCAGAAUGAUGCGAUGAAAGCAUUUUAAAAAGUUAUAAAUUCAUGCUAACACUCUUUUUUUGUAAGGUAUUUGAUUCAGAGCAUUAUGCUUACUUGUUAAACUACCAGAUUGGUAUUUUGCUAAAUUAUCAGGCAAAGCAGACAACUUUUUCUUAAAACUGGAGCAUUUACACAAUUACCUCCAUUCUUACUUUGUUAGCAUAUAACUGACCUUAAUGUCCAACUAUGUCAAUGUUACUCAUUUUUCUUGACAGUUUGAUUAUAUAGUCUGAUUGAAAAGAUUUUAUCAGGAAUUACAUUCUUUUGAGUUAAUUAAUAUUUCAUAGUAAAGUGGAUUUAAAAGUACACUGUUCGCUUACAAAGUAAACAAUCUCAGAAGUGUUAACUAGGCCUAAUAUAACAAUUCCUUGUUUAAGGUGCCAGGUUUUUAAUCAUUCUCUGAAAUAUUUAUCUUCCCUUAAUUUUGCCUGAAAGUAAGAAGAUAAGUUUUAUACUCAUUUUUGUUCUCUGAUUUAUUGCUCCUUAAAACUUCGUUUUAUAAAGAUAUCUAAGGAUCUAAGCAAAAUGUUUUUAUUGCAAAUAUUUAUAAAACUAGAAAUGAAAGACCACUAUCAGCAGAUAUCUUGUUGUUAUAGAAUACUGUCCUAAUUUAGACAACAAAAACAAAUGUAUAUACUGACAUUUUCAAAGAAAGUAAAUUCAAUUUAUUUUAAAUUAUUGUCAAAAUUAUCAAUAUAGGUGUUCCCUUUGUGGCUUAGCGGUAACGAACCCAGCUAGGAUCUAGGAGGAUGUGGGGUCAAUCCCUGGCCUUGCUCAGUGGGUUAAGGAUCUGACGUUGUUGUGAGCUGUGGUGUUGGUUGAAGAUACGGCUAGGAUCCUGCGCUGCUAUGGCUGUGGCAUAGGCUGGCAGCUCUAGCUCCAAUUUGACCCCUAGACUGGGAACUUCCGUAUGCCAACUUGCAGCCCUAAAA
Phacochoerus africanus (Common warthog) is the source of this 1852-nucleotide messenger RNA. It is a transcript of the gene RAB39A, whose product is annotated as RAB39A, member RAS oncogene family. The transcript is spliced from 2 exons. Gene Ontology annotation, cellular component: Golgi membrane. The record is from RefSeq and is a predicted model, not a curated record. NCBI's taxonomy places the organism in Eukaryota, Metazoa, Chordata, Mammalia, Artiodactyla, Suidae. The coding region runs from base 162 to 743 and encodes 193 amino acids. Gene Ontology annotation, biological process: Rab protein signal transduction. Gene Ontology annotation, molecular function: GTPase activity; GTP binding.